Messenger RNA from Ectocarpus siliculosus, 2036 nucleotides. Lineage: Eukaryota; Phaeophyceae; Ectocarpales; Ectocarpaceae. The record is from the annotation of a GenBank genome assembly.
UAACCCUAACCCAAAAUCUCAACUCGCCCUCAGCACCUCCUUCCCCUACCAGCCCACACACCAGCAGAGACGGUCGUGCCGCAUCCCAUCGCUCCUACCGUCGGCGCCACGGCUACUGGUGCUCCUGCCGCUUCACUUGGACGAUGUGCAUCUGCAAGCGAUCAUCUCCCAAAUCGAACUCCACGCGCACCAUCAACAAAAACAUGCCGCCACCGCCGCCCCCUCCACCCAGGCACUCUUCCGCCCGCGACAACAGAGGCAGGCGUUCGCCCAACGCCACGCCCCCCGCUGCUGCCCACGACGGCGCCGGCGCUAGCAGGCAGGCUCCAGCGGUGUCGAUGGACCAGAUCUCGAGUAUCCUCGACCCCUUCUUCGUUGACACGUGCCAAUUUUUCAAGCAGCAAUCUUCACCGCCGCCACGGCAACAAGCGCCUGCUACAACCGUCGGCACCACCACAAACGACUACGACUACGCCGCCGCCGCCGCCGCCGACACCACCGACGCCGCCGCCACCGACCAACCGUGGCGAAUGGAGAACGCCUUCCUGUCGGGGGUGGAGGCAACCGCCUAUGAUGCUCAGAGCGGUGCUCAAGAGGGUGACGCCACUGCUGCUGGUGCCGUUGACGUUGGCAGAAACGAAAACGGCGCGCGUGCGUUGCAAAACGUGCUGGGUUCCGGGAGCUCCGCUUGGUUGGAGACGGUCCGAGACAUGGAGGCAGAGAAGAACGACAUGCUUCGGUUAGACGUAAGAUCGCCCAAUUAGACCUGGGACACGCAUCCCGCCACUGUCGUAUGUGUGCUGUGUUAGUUGGUUAUCACGUUUUAUUGUAUUGUUUUAGAGGAGAAGAUAGUGCGUAACAUACAAUGCAUCCAUCCCAGCCCAAAACGCCGAUGCGUGGGAUGUACCUUGCUCUGAUAUGCUGAAAGUUGCGUGGCCGUUCUUUGAUUUUUGUUCUUUCCGGUUUCGCUGUUACGAUGUUCUUUGACUGCCUGGGUGUCCCUCGGGCGGCAUUUUUCUCUUUUGGCGUAUUGGAGAACUGUAGGAUAGUCUACGUUUUAGACCUAUUUCGAAUGAUCUGGUUGUGAUUUCGAAUGGUUCACGAUUACUUUUACUUUCUUCGACUGUACUCGGAGUAGCAUAAUCACCUAGAGUUUGUACGUGUGUACCAAGUACGUGUACGGCACACGCCACGCCCACUGGCAGCGUUUAGCUGCCCCUAUGUAUGCCAAUUGUUCGAUCCGGUAACGUUCGAUGUCCCUCCGGGAUAGGACCUUGCGAGUGUGCCGCCCAGGCCCUCGGGGACUUUCAAGUAGAGCAAACGAAAAUUUGUUUUUGUGUAUUUAUGUCAUCUGCUGUUGCUUGUGCGCGCGCCUGUUCGUGUUCACCCCACCUCUUUCGUUGGCGGUUGUUUUCGAUGUUGGAAGCAGAUCGGGGUGGCGUGCUGGCUGGUGCCCUGUAGUCGAUGCGAUUGUUCCGCGUCAUACACGUGUCUAGCGUACAAGUACCCCGGUAAUUGCAGAACAGGAACUCGAAAAUUGUAGUGAGUGAGUAAAUGGUGGUGGUAGUGGGCUACCGGAGGAGGACCGCUGUGCAGGAGACGUAGCUGUGGAGGGGGCGCCACAUGCCGCUUCUCCCCGCAUGCCUCCCGUGAGAAUUGUUGCUGCUCCCUCUCCGGUGCCCCCCGGUAUUUAUGUUUGUCCCUCUUUGUUUAUUUCGUGGUUCAUAUUGUUUGGGUCUUGGGGAGGGGGGGGAGUUACACCUUGAGAGCUGUCGUCUUUGUUGGCUGUGAGGGACGGACACCGUUUUUUUUGUGUGUGUAUCGUGGGUGGUCGUUCCUCUUGUGUUUAAACUUAAGGCGUUUUGGUGGCCGGACUUCUGCCGUCGUUGUUGUGUUCUCGUGAUGAAGAGAGUCAGAAACAAUUUCACGAUUUUUGUUUUCCACCUUCCGUGUUUCUGCUAGUGUCUUGGCAACCGUUGGUGGGUCUACAUUGUAAAUCAGGAGAAUCGUUGUGUAAGUUUUGAAGAAAUCGCCAU